Molecule: messenger RNA, 711 nt
Organism: Capsicum annuum
Lineage: Eukaryota; Viridiplantae; Streptophyta; Magnoliopsida; Solanales; Solanaceae
Product: probable leucine-rich repeat receptor-like protein kinase At1g35710
Exons: 1
Coding region: 1-711 (236 amino acids)
Molecular function (GO): protein binding
Source: RefSeq, a predicted model, not a curated record
AUGAAUAACUUUGAAGGAGUCAUACCUCCAUUGAUUCAGAUGAAAUCUUCACUUUUCCCAUCAAUAGUAAACUUAGCCAGAAACAAAAUUGAAGGCCCUAUCCCUACUCAGCUCGAGAAUGUUAAUGUCAUUGAUUUAUCACUUAACAAUUUCGUAGGCUCUAUUCCAGCACAGAUGGGAGAAAUUCCAGCAAUCAGGUCCAUAUCAUUAUCCAAAAACAAAAUUCAUGGUCCAAUACCUGAAUCAUUUUUCCAAUCAAUUAAUGUUCUCCAGGUUCUUGAUCUCUCUAAUAAUAGCCUUUCAUGCACCGUUCCUCGCAGUUUGGGGAACUGCAAGUCUCUGAUUUACCUUAAUCUUGGACAAAACAAGCUCACUGGAAGUGUUCCGGAAGAACUUGAACGUGUUACAAGCCUUCGUUACCUUGACCUGAAUGGAAAUGAGUUUGAAGGUUCUUUUCCGACAGUAAUUGAGAAGUUUCAAGAACUGGAGAUCCUGAAUUUGGCAGGCAAUAGAUUUAAAGGAAGGAUACCAAAGUUCAUCGGUGACCUAUACCACCUCCGUAUCCUUGUGCUUGCAUCAAACUCAUUCAAUGAAUCUAUACCGGAAGGGGUAAUGAAGUUAGAAAAUCUACAAUUUAUUAGUUUGUCCAGGAACAAGCUACCCGGUCCGAUUCCUGAGAAUCUUAAAGGAUUGAAAAAGAUGACAAAAUAA